Molecule: messenger RNA, 935 nt
Organism: Biomphalaria glabrata
Lineage: Eukaryota; Metazoa; Mollusca; Gastropoda; Planorbidae
Product: isatin hydrolase-like
Exons: 5
Coding region: 118-930 (270 amino acids)
Molecular function (GO): arylformamidase activity
Source: RefSeq, a predicted model, not a curated record
GUCGCCCACUUCGCGACGACCUGACGUAGUUCUGAUGGAGCGGGUGGCCGUUGUCUUCCAAGAUUUUUUCGAUUUUUCUUAGGCACUUUUGUUCAAAAAGUUCCUUUAAAUGUGGUAAUGUUCUCUAGAUCUAAGACAGAAAUGCUUUAUUGUGGUACUAGCUUGCUGUUGGUGACUGCUGCACUCUGGACAACUGGCGACGGAUGUUGGGGCACGCCAGGAUGUCAGAUUGUGGAUUUGUCUCAUACGCUGGACACUGAGUCCAUAAAGCUUCCAUUCUUUCCUGACUUUCAUUUCACAGUCUUAACCCAAGGUUUACAACCGGGUGGAUUUUGGUUAGAAUACAACAAAUUUGACACGCCAGAACACAUCAGCACACACAUGGACGCUCCAGUACACUUUUUUAAAGAGGGCUUGAAACUUCACGAGAUCCCGAUUCAACGUUUCAUGGGGCCUGGAGUGGUCAUUGACGUCAGAGGGAAAGUGGACAGAAAUGUCGACUACAGACUAGGUGUCGCAGAUAUUCUGAGAUGGGAAAGAAUCUAUGGACCAAUACCAGAUGGCGCCAUCGUCUUCAUGUGGUCAGGAUGGGACGUCAGGUACCCAAACAAGACAUUGACUUUCAAUUCAAAUACAAUAGAAGACAGUAGGACUUGGCAUUUCCCAGGAUUUCAUCCCGCGGCCAUGUCUUGGCUCGUGGAGAACCGUAACAUCAGUAUGAUAGGUGUGGACACGCCCUCUGUGGACUACGGGCCUAGCACCAAUUACGAGACUCACCAGAUCAUGUGCAAGGCCAACAUCUUGGGUCUGGAGAUUGUCAACAACCUGGGUUUGAUCCCAGCUUCUGGCUCAUUCAUCACGGCUCUACCCAUCAAACUUCUGAACGGAAGUGGAGGUCUUACAAGAGUUGUGGCCAUGUUUAAAAACUAGGAAAA